AUGGAUAAAUCGAGAAAAUUGAAAUUACAGCGUCAUACAGCGCUCAAUGACAUUCAGUCGAUUUAUGAUCUAGGUAGUAAAGCUGUUUCUGAUCAGAGUUUACGAUCGUUGUUUAAAAUAAGGUGUAGCGAGUUAGACGUGAUUAAGGAGGAAUUUUUAAAGCAGCAUACAAGCAUUAUUAAUAAUGUUUUGUCGGUACCGGAUUCAGAUACGGGGGACGAAGAAAAGGUCCGAGAAUUAUUCUUGGACUUAUUCUACAAAAUAAAAGUUUUUGACGCGGAAUUCUUUGGGUCACCAUCUGAAAGUCCAGGUCCAGCGUCUUGUGCUUCCGGCGGAGCUCAUCCUUCGCACAUUCGCUUACCUCGUAUUGAUCUUCCGCAUUUUCAAGGAAAUUUUAUUAAUUUUGCAUCCUUUAUAGACCUUUAUAAUUCGAUAGUGCAUAAUAAUGCAGCCCUAGGAAACGUAGAAAAAUUCAAAUAUUUGAAAGGUUGUUUAGACGGGACUCCGCUUAGCUUAAUUCGCAAUUUGCCCAUAACUAACGAUAAUUACCAAGUGGCUUACGAUUUAAUUGUUAAACGGUACACAAAUGUUCGUCGUUGUGCGACCGCCCAUUGGGAUGCGAUAAUGGGCGUUCAAAAAAUCUCCGCGGUUAACUCGAAAAAUCUAGCUAAAUUAGUAGACACCUUUUUAGAAAAUUUAGCCGCAUUGAAAACUUUAGGCCUUCCCACUGAGCAUUGGGAUUUCAUUAUGUUCAAUUUGCUUUUGUCGAAAUUAGAUGUUGAUUCCAUUAAGUUAUUCGAGUUGGAAAAUAAGUCUAAUGAAAUUCCUUCAUUUAAAAAAUUAGUAGCGUUCAUCGAAACACAAUACAUCGCGUAUGAUAAUUUAGACAAUAGUAUUUAUAGGCACAAUCGUAGUAGCUCGUCGUUCGUGACAAAUUCGUCUUCAGUAUGUUGCGCUCUAUGCAAACAAAGCCAUUAUCUCAACCAGUGUUCGUUGUUCUUGAAAAAAUCGCCAAAAGAGAGAUAUCAGUUUUGUAAAGAGUCUUCUUCCUGUUUUAAGUGUCUUAAUCAGGCUAACCAUUCAGUCAAGUCGUGUCCUAAAUCCUUCAAAUGUAGCAAAUGUAGUAGUCAUCUCCAUAAUAGUUUGUUACACUUCGAGAGAAACCGUUCCAAUAGUCAAUCGUCCUCAGAAAAUAAUAGUCCAGGGACAUCGGGAAUCGAAUCGUCUCCUGAAGUAUCCCAUUGUGCCGCUAGUUUUGUAGGAAAGAAAAUUGAAACCAAAAAGGAAAUCUUGCUCGGUACUGUUUUGGUUCAUGCAAUUGACAGUAAAGGGUGUAAACAACCCUUGAGAUGUCUUAUUGAUUCGGGUUCGAUGAGUUCGUUCAUUAGUCGAAAGGCUGCCAAUCGAUUGGGAUGGCCUAAAACUCCUUGCUCGUUCGAAGUUAACGGACUCAAUUCGAUGCAAACGAAACUGAAUCAGGGGCAAAUAAGUUUCUCUAUCCAACCUCGUCAUCAGUCACCGGUGAUUCAUUUGGAGGCUAUUAUUACAGAUCGGGUUUGCUCGGAUUUGCCCAGCACCCAAAUAGAUAUUUCUGCUUGGAAUUAUAUUAAAAAUUUGAAGUUAGCUGAUCCCAAAUUUAAUUGUAGUCAAUCGGUCGAUUUGUUAAUUGGUUGUAGUAUAUUUUCGAAGGUGUUGUUAGAGGGUAAAAUUGAAGGUAAACCGGGACAACCUGAUGCCCUAAAUACCGUUUUUGGAUAUAUUUUGUUGGGCCCAACUAGCACACCUAACCUUUCGUCAACUUGUUCUUCUUCUUCGUCGCUUGUUUGUCUUUCAAAUGUGGAAGACUCGUUAGAUUCUUCGUUAAGGAAAUUUUGGGAACUGGAGAAUAUACCGGAAGAGCCAGUUUCAGAACCGGAAGACGUUCUGUGCGAAACCAUUUAUCGGGAAACACAUAGACGGGACGUCUCGGGAAAAUAUGUUGUGUCUUUGCCUUUUCGUGAAUCGCCGCCUUGUUUAAAAGAUAGCUACGAUGUUGCUUUAAACAGAUUUAUUUCGUUGGAACGUCGCUUGUUUCGUCAGCCGGGUUUGCAAAAGGAAUAUUCGUCCCAUAUGCAGGAGUAUAUUGAUUUAGGUCAUAUGCAAUUGGUUCCUGAGGGCGAAAAGACAAAGGGAAAGUAUUAUAUCCCACAUCAUUGUGUUGUUAAAUCGGAAAGUGUCUCUACUAAAAUUCGAGUGGUAUAUAAUGCGUCUCAGAAAAGUCCCAGGCUUGAGGUUCCUCCAUCAUUGCGGGAAAAAUCCCCUUCGGAAGAGGUAAAGAAAAGUUUAGUGUUUGUUUCCACUCGUGAGGAACAUUUUUUGUCUUGUUUGUUAGAAAAUCAAUCGUCUUUUACCUCUAUCCAAAGAAUUUUGGCCUUUAUGUUGCGAUUCGCGCACAACUCUCGUUUUAAAAGGUCAAGACGUGUAGGACCCUUGAGUUCAGUAGAAUUGGAAAGCUCGUUAAUUAUUCUUGUUAGGUUUACACAGGAACAGUAUUUUGAAGACCAGCUUCAGUCGAACUCGUUUCCAAAACCAUUUCGAAAAUUAGGAGUAUUUUUAGAUGAUGAUACUCAGUGUUUAAGAGUAGGUGGUCGUCUAUCGCAGUCUUCCUUGUCGUAUGAGGCAAAACACCCCUUUUUGUUACCAAAGAAAUCUCGUCUUACGACUCUCCUAGUUCGUCAUUAUCAUGAAAAGUACUUACAUGCUGGAUUUAAGAGUACUCAAUUUUUGUCACACAAAAAUAGGACAGCGCUUGUUCAAUUCUGGAAGAGAAAUGUCAAGCAUUUGUAA
This is a messenger RNA of Diabrotica virgifera virgifera (western corn rootworm), 2826 nucleotides long. RefSeq lists its product as uncharacterized. Lineage: Eukaryota; Metazoa; Arthropoda; Insecta; Coleoptera; Chrysomelidae. Bases 1 to 2826 code for a protein of 941 amino acids. The record is from RefSeq and is a predicted model, not a curated record. The transcript has 4 exons.